Striga hermonthica is the source of this 729-nucleotide messenger RNA. The record is from the annotation of a GenBank genome assembly. NCBI's taxonomy places the organism in Eukaryota, Viridiplantae, Streptophyta, Magnoliopsida, Lamiales, Orobanchaceae.
AUGGUUUCUUCUCAAGCUAUGGAGGUUUUGAUGAGUGAGCUCCCGGUGGAGCAGGAGAAUCUUGUUCUCUCCGGUGCGCACAAGUCCGGUUUGGUGCUUGUUGACGUCGUCAACGGUUUCUGCACUGUUGGUUCCGGCAAUCUGGCCCCACGAGCACCUGACACACAAAUUGCUCGGAUGGUUGAGGAAUCAGUAAAACUCGCCCGUGAGUUCCGUAAGCAUGGUUGGCCGAUAUAUGGCUUGCUCGACUCUCAUCAUCCGGACAUUCCAGAACCACCUUAUCCUCCUCAUUGUAUUAUCGGAACAGAGGAGUCGAGGCUGGUCCCUUCUCUACUGUGGCUGGAAAAUGAACCGAAUGUGACGCUUAGGUGCAAGGACUGUAUCGAUGGAUUUCUUGGUUCGUUUGAUAAAGAUGGGUCAAAUGUCUUUGUGGACUGGGUCAAAGCCAACGAGCUUAAAGCUAUAUUGGUUGUAGGGAUUUGCACAGACAUAUGUGUCCUAGAUUUUGUGUGCUCAACAUUGUCUGCAAGAAAUCGUGGUUUGCUAUCUCCCCUCGAGGAUGUAAUUGUGUACUCUCAUGGUUGUGCUACCUAUGAUCUUCCUCUACAUGUUGCCCAGAAUAUCAAAAACACUCUAGCCCAUCCUCAGGACAUAAUGCAUCAUGUGGGACUUUACAUGGCCAAAGGCAGAGGGGCAAAAGUGGUAUCGGAAGUUUCGUUUGGUGCAUAG